CUCACUUUCUCUCUCUAAAAAUAUUCAUAAUUUAUAUGCGCCAGCUUUUCCCCUUCUCUCUCUGUUCCCAAGCAACCUCCCAUGGCGGGUCUGCAUUCUUCCAUUAGACCCUCCUCCUCGUCUUCUCUCUCCUCUUCGUCGCCGUCGUACCUGGCGUUCGCCUCGCGGCUGCUCUUCCUCCUCACUGUCCUCCCCCUCACCCUCGCCUGCUUCGCCUUCAUCCUCCAAUGGCGCGGCGGCCUCAACGACGAUCCCGUCACCCGCUGGUCCCCCGACCGCCACCAGUUCCCCGGCAUGGACGCCUCCGAAUCGCCCUCCCGCACGACCUCGCGCUCCGACUGCCUCGAUCCUCUCGGCAGAAGCCGUUCCCCCUCGUUCCCGUACUUUCGCGAUUGGAAAUUCGAUUACUCUGCGGAUCUGAGGCCUAAGAUAUGCAUUACAACAAGCACUUCUGCUGGUUUGGAGCAAACUUUGCCCUGGAUCUUUUAUCAUAAAGUUAUUGGAGUUUCGAACUUUUUCCUUUUUGUGGAAGGAAAGGCCGCCUCGGCCAAUGUAUCUAAAGUCUUGGAAUCAAUUCCGGGUGUGAAAGUUAUAUACAGAACAAGGGAAUUAGAGGAACAACAAGCUAAGAGCCGGAUAUGGAAUGAGACUUGGCUGGCGAGCUUCUUCUUCAAACCAUGCAAUUAUGAGUUGUUUGUGAAGCAAUCGCUCAACAUGGAGAUGGCUAUUGCCAUGGCAAGGGAAGCUGGAAUGGAUUGGAUAUUCCAUCUUGACACUGAUGAGCUAAUUCAUCCAGCUGGCACGCGGGAGUAUUCAUUGAGACAGUUGUUGGCUGAUGUCCCUGGAAAUGUUGAUAUGGUUAUCUUUCCAAACUAUGAAAGCAGUGUAGAACGAGAUGAUAUCAUGGAACCUUUCAGUGAGGUCUCAAUGUUUAAGAAAAACUAUGACCAUCUUCCAAAAGAUGUAUAUUUUGGCAACUAUAAGGAAGCAACCCGUGGAAAUCCAAACUACUUUUUGACCUAUGGCAAUGGGAAAUCAGCUGCUCGAGUUCAAGAUCACCUACGCCCUAAUGGCGCACACAGAUGGCAUAACUAUAUGAAGACACCUCAUGAAAUCAAAUUGGAGGAAGCUGCUGUGUUGCAUUACACAUAUACCAAGUUCUCUGAUUUGACUUCUAGACGUGAUCGGUGUGGCUGCAAGCCUACAAAGGAGGAUGUUAAAAGAUGCUUCAUGUUGGAAUUUGACAGAUCUGCAUUCAUAAUUGCUUCAACUGCAACAGAGGAGGAAAUGCUUCGCUGGUACGGAGAACGCAUUGUGUGGGCUGACAAAGAAUUAAACUUGAAACUUAUGAGGAAGGGCAUCUUGGCUCGGAUUUAUGCCCCUAUGGUGAUCAUUCAAGGUUUGCGAGAUUCCGGUGUUUUCAGCUCUGUAAUUGCGGCUGCUGAGCAAGCCAGUCUCUCGAAAGAGAAAUUCUUAUCCUCUGUUGAAAGUAGCAACUUUUCUCGGACGACCACAUCCGAUAGAGCGUUUUCGUCCAGAAGGGUUGGCAAAAUAGAUUCUAAAGCAACAACCGCAAGAAGGGUCUUGGAAUUCACAGAUGAUUCUACUCACCCCUCGGCAAUCCCACCUCGAUCUCCUCCUGAGUUGGAAGAUUCUUAUAUCGCUAUAUAGUUGACGUGCCAAUUGGCAAUGACCCUUUUGCCUCAUUGUUUCCAGUUUCUAGUUUGAAGAAUCAUCUGAGAGUUGAAGUUUUUCCGCAGGAGAGAGAAGCAAGUUUGGCAUCCAUACCAAGGCAUGCGAGUGUCCGUUUUCGUGGGGUUCUUCCCGAUCAUUACCCAAGCGCUGGUGUACAUUUCAGGUUUAGAAUAUAGAGUUUUGUAGAGCUAGAGAUGUAGAGCGGGGAUUCUGAUUUGCAGGCUUAAUUAAUGAUUAUGUUACCUUGGUGGUC
Morus notabilis is the source of this 1948-nucleotide messenger RNA. Its product is annotated as glycosyltransferase-like At2g41451. The record is from RefSeq and is a predicted model, not a curated record. The transcript has 11 exons. Gene Ontology annotation, biological process: cellulose biosynthetic process; response to abscisic acid. The coding region runs from base 82 to 1671 and encodes 529 amino acids. NCBI's taxonomy places the organism in Eukaryota, Viridiplantae, Streptophyta, Magnoliopsida, Rosales, Moraceae.